This is a messenger RNA of Miscanthus lutarioriparius, 1002 nucleotides long. Lineage: Eukaryota; Viridiplantae; Streptophyta; Magnoliopsida; Poales; Poaceae. The record is from the annotation of a GenBank genome assembly.
AUGGCGGCGCGCGAGCUCUGGUGGCUAUGGGCGACGCUCGCCGCCGUCUCGCUCCUCCUCUACUACCUGAUGACCAACCAACGCCGCCGCUGGGGCUCGCGCUCCGGACGGCGGCGCCCGUCGGGCCCCAGCCCUCUCCCGCUCAUCGGCAACCUCCUGGACCUGCGCGAGGGCAACCUCCCCCACACGCUAGCGCGCCUAGCCCGCGCGCACGGCGCCCCCGUCAUGCGCAUGCGCCUCGACCUGGGCCUCGUCCCGGCCGUGCCUCGCGGCGACGCGCGCCGUCCGGGAGCGCAAGAUGCAGGACCUGGUGGCGUACCUCCGCGGACGCGCCGGGCGGGAGGUGGACGUCAAGGAGGCCGAGUACGGCGGCGUCAUCAACCUCGUGUCGAGCUCGCUGUUCUCAUCGACGUCGUCGACGUGGGCGCUGAGUCGGCCCAUGGGUUGCAGGAGCUCGUGGAGGAGCUCAUCGAGUGCAUCGCCAAGCCUAACGUGUCCCACUUCUUCCCCUUCCUCAGGCCGCUCGACCUCCAGGGAUGGCGGCGUUGGGUGGCCGGGCACCUCAGCGAUGGCCGAGCUACUCCGCAACCCGGUAUCAUGGCCAAACUAUGCGCCGAGAUCAAGGGCGCCGUCGGCGACAAGAAGGAAGCCAUCGACGAGGACGACGUGGCGGGCCUGCCGUACCUCCAGGCCAUCGUGAAGGAGGCCAUGCGGCUCCACCCGGUGGCGCCCGUGAUGCUGCCGCACAAGGCCGUGGAGGACGGAGUCGAGAUCGGCGGCUACGCGUUCGAGUUCAUCCCGUUCGGGUCCGGCCACCGGUUGUGCCCCGGCAUACCCGUGGCGGAGCAGGUCGUGCCGCUGAUCCUGGCGUCGCUGGUGCACGCGUUUGAGUGGCAGCUGCCGGACGGCAUGUCGGCAGAGCAGGUGGACGUGAGCGAGAAGUUCACCACCGCCAAUGUUUUGGCCUUCCCACUUAAAGCCGUGCCUGUGAUCAUUACCUAG